Molecule: messenger RNA, 1994 nt
Organism: Daktulosphaira vitifoliae (grape phylloxera)
Lineage: Eukaryota; Metazoa; Arthropoda; Insecta; Hemiptera; Phylloxeridae
Exons: 2
Coding region: 82-1809 (575 amino acids)
Source: RefSeq, a predicted model, not a curated record
UUAGUUAAAAAAUAUAGGCUAUUAUCAUUAUAAACGUAUUUAAUAAAUCAAAUAUUCGUGAUUUAACAUAAAAUUUUGAAGAUGAACAUUGGAUUGUUAGUCUUAAUUUUUUUUACUAAAAGUUAUUCUUUUGAAGAUGGACUUGUUGAUUGUAAAAUAAAUGAUUUAGAUUUAAAAAAAGAGUAUAUAACAUAUUUCAAAAAAGUAACGAAUCACAUCCAAGUGCAAUUACAACAUUUAAAUCUAGAACACAUAUCAAUAAGGAUUGAAAAUGAUAAAAUUAUAAGCAUACAAGAUUAUAAACAAAAAAAAUUCAAUGGUGUUCAAAAAACAAUAAAAAUAUAUUUUAAUAUAGUUGAUUUAAUUAACUAUUUAUUUGUUGAUGUACUACAAAAAUUUACUGAACAUCUAAAAAUUAUUAUAGAUAAUUGUAAACAUUUUUUUGAAGAAAAUUCAUUUGAAAAUGCAAUUUAUUGCACUGUAGUACUUUUAAAUGCAGCUAAAAAUUCAAAUAUGAUGUUUGAAUAUUUAUACAAGGCUAUAUCAUUUAUUGAUCACAUAGAUACAAAAUUAGUAUUGAGCAAUUCAUUAUAUUAUUCAAACACGGUGAUAGAAGAAAUUUAUAGCGUUAAACAUUAUACGUAUCAAAUGAAAACCCCAGAAAUAAUGAACUAUGUAAAUAAUGACGGAAGCAUCAAAAUUAAAGAAGUUAAAGAAGAUUACAAUGAUAUAAAUAAUUUUGUUGAUGAAGUAGUUGCCAUUACACGUGAAUUUUUUAAAAAUAAUGUAACUAUUAUAAAUAGUGCAAAUGAUAUAAAUAUACGAGAAAAGUACUAUUGUGAAUACUAUUCCAAUAAUUGUAAUAUGAAACUUGUUGAUUUUAUUAGUGAAAAGUUAAAAAAUUAUUAUUUACAAACAAUAACUGACUAUUAUUUAAAAAUUGGUUUCCAUGAAUUACUUCAUCCUAGUACAACUGAGCUCACACCCCCUCAAAAAUACAACUUGACUCAAAAAAAAGCAAUCCAAACACUAAAUAUUUUGUUCCGUGAAAUUAGACAUUGGAAGCUAUUAAAUCAUAUAAAAAUAAUAAUUGAUGAUGAAAUAAUCACUACUGAUCGAAUUAUUAGAGACACUGUAGAUAAUUUUAAUUUUAAUAAAAAAAAGAAAUGUUUUACACAGCUAAUAAGGUGCAGAUAUACUGAAGUGUUAAAGAAUUAUAACACGUAUAUGUCUGCUAUUAUAAAAAUAUGCAGAAUCGAAAAGAGUCAAUACAAUUUAGAUUGCUAUGUAGAUUGCAUUAUAAAUUUUCUUGAUGCGGUUAAAAAUUCAAAAGAAAUGUUUAAAAACAUGUUGUUAGCUUUAGACAUAUUAAAAGCUGAAACAAUUUGGAAUAUGACGAUUAAUAAAUAUUCAUCAUUAUCAUAUACCUAUAAUUUAUUGAAUAAUUUUUUCCCCAAAAUUGAACAGCUUACUUUAACGAAGAAUGAUUUUUUAAAUUUAUCUGUCAAUGAAGUAAUAUUAAAAGCCCGUACAUUUUUGUUAGAUUUUUCUACAGCACGAAAUCUCUUUAGUCAAGGAAUAAGUGACCUAAGUUAUUUUAUCAAUGUACAGUGCUUUUUUGAUAUUGUAGAAAAAAAUCAAUUAAUAGAAUCAUGGGAGACUGAAGUUCUAUCAUUGAAUAAUAACAUUACAGGAAGUCCAAUACUUUUGUAUGAAUAUGCAUUGGGACAAUUUAGGAUAUUUUAUGGUGUUGCUAUUACAAGUGAAUAUAAUUGUUUAGGGUUCAAUAAAAUAGAUAGUAGUAAUUAAUAAAAAUUGUGUAUUUUAAUUUAAUUUUAAAUAAAUAGAUUUGAUAAAACAUUUACAGGGAAUUGUAUUGUUUCAGAAUUCAUGUAGUAAUAUUUAAAUCGAAUUUUUAAUAUUUGUCAUGGUAAUAAUUUUUAGCAGAUAAAUUGAUCAUAAAUCAUGUGAAAUGGAAUCAGAUUGCUUUUGUU